Platichthys flesus (European flounder) is the source of this 3624-nucleotide messenger RNA. It is a transcript of the gene cyp1b1, whose product is annotated as cytochrome P450 1B1. Gene Ontology annotation, biological process: progesterone metabolic process; hormone biosynthetic process. Gene Ontology annotation, molecular function: iron ion binding; steroid 17-alpha-monooxygenase activity; heme binding. The transcript is spliced from 3 exons. The record is from RefSeq and is a predicted model, not a curated record. Bases 284 to 1903 code for a protein of 539 amino acids. Lineage: Eukaryota; Metazoa; Chordata; Actinopteri; Pleuronectiformes; Pleuronectidae.
GCCUGGACAGGCUGCGGACAGCUCACACACCCACACACACACUGUGGAUGUUCAACAGGCUGCACACACUCUGAAUGACUGUUUUCUUCUGGCUGGUUUUCUAUCUGUUACUUUGAGGAGAUUUUUCAGACUAAUAACAAAAUAUUUUGAUGGAUAAAAUGUAGUCCAAUUAUUUUUGAUUUCUCUUUAUUCGUUUUAUUUUUUGGGAAACGAAAUCCCCAGCACAUAUUUGGGGGGGAAUCGCUCAAGCCGAUGCAUCCAGGACAUAUCUAGGAUCCCCACCAUGGAUGUGACGCUGGGGGGGAUCGACCCUGCGACUCCCAGAGCUGUAUUACUGGCCUUAGUGACUCUGCUCUUCACCCUCCACCUGUGGCGGUGGCUCGGGCAGCGCUCGGUCCCGGGACCGCCCGGUCCUCUCGCCUGGCCGCUCAUCGGCAACGCGGCGCAACUCGGCAAGCUACCGCACCUGUACCUGACGCGCAUGGCACAGAAGUACGGCAACGUGUUCCAGAUCAAACUGGGCAGCCGCACCGUGGUGGUGCUGAACGGGGAAUCCAUCAAGCAGGCGCUCGUCAAGCAAGGAACCGACUUUGCCGGGAGACCGGACUUCGCCUCAUUCAAGCACAUCUUCAACGGGGACAGCCUCGCGUUUGGCCCCUUCACGGACUGGUGGAAGGUGCACCGCAAAGUGGCGCAGUCCGCCGUGCGCACGUUUUCCACCGUGAACACGACCACUAAAAAGACUUUCGAGCAUCACGUCCUGUGCGAGUUCAGGGAGCUGCUGCAGCUGUUCGUGGUCAAGACCAAGCAGCACCGCUUCUUCCAGCCCAUCACCUAUCUGGUGGUGUCCACGGCAAACAUCAUGAGCGCGGUGUGCUUCGGGAAGAGGUACACGUACGAGGACGAGGAGUUUCGGCAGGUGGUGGGCAGGAACGACCAGUUCACCCAGACCGUGGGCGCAGGGAGCAUCGUGGACGUGAUGCCCUGGCUCCAGUACUUCCCCAACCCCAUCAAAACCAUAUUUGACAACUUCAAGAAGCUGAAUCUGGAGUUUGGCGAGUUUAUCCGUGAUAAAGUCAUUGAGCACAGGAAAACGAUCCAGUCGAGCACCACCAGGGACAUGACGGAUGCUUUGAUUAUGGCGCUGGACAAACUGGGAGAUAAGACUGAACUCACAGGAGGGAAGGACUACGUGAGCCCCACUAUGGGAGAUAUAUUCGGAGCAAGUCAAGACACUCUGUCCACAGCUCUGCAGUGGAUCGUCCUCAUACUCGUCAAGUAUCCUGAGAUGCAGCUGCGUGUCCAGCAGGAGGUGGAUAAGGUGGUGGAGCGCACCCGACUCCCCUCCAUCGAGGACCAGCUGCAGCUGCCCUACAUCAUGGCCUUCGUUUAUGAGGUGAUGCGCUUCACCAGCUUCGUCCCCCUCACCAUCCCACACUCCACCAUCACGGACACCUCCAUCAUGGGCUACACCAUACCAAAGAACACGGUCAUCUUCAUCAACCAGUGGUCCAUCAACCACGACCCGGCCCUGUGGUCCCACCCGGAGACCUUCAACCCCCAGCGCUUCCUGGACCAGAAUGGUGCUCUGAACAAGGACCUGACCAGCAGCGUGCUCAUCUUCUCGCUGGGCAAGCGGCGCUGCAUCGGCGAGGAGCUGUCCAAGCUGCAGCUGUUCCUUUUCACCGCCCUCAUCGCCCACCAGUGCAACAUCACUGCGGACCCGGCCAGGCCGCUCAAAUUAGACUACAACUAUGGUCUUACUCUGAAACCUCACGCCUUCUUCAUAGCAGUAUCUCUGCGUGGAAAUAAUAUGUCGCUGUUAGACGAGGCUACAAGGGACGUAAGUGCUAAGGAGGUCAAAGGCGAGCCCUCAUCAGACUCCCCGACAAAAACUGAAUAAAAUAAAAACACAAGCAUUGAAAGACGAAGGCUGAAACAAAAAAUACUUGUGUAGUCUCUGUGGCUCAGGUUUAUGGGCUGAACUGUAUUUAUAAACAAAAAUCUGAGCAUAAACUAUUGUCCUCGAAUGUUAUUUUGGAUAUAACAUUGAGUUGAGAGUGAUUUUACAGUUGUGAUCACCAAUUACUGAUUUCUAAGUAUUGCAGGGCCAGACGGAAACAGAUGUGUUUCAUAGGAGACAUGGCGUGUAGUGUAGACACGCAACGUCUCAGACAGGCAGCAGUUCACCUGGAGUGAAUCUCCUCCCACAUCAAACGCAAUCUGACAAAGCACUUAGGAAACAUAGCAUCUUCUUUUGAUUCAUCAAGGCGGAGGACUACAGUCAGCUGCACAUCACCAGCAAACCUCAGCCUCGACCCAGGCAAACAGGCCUUACAAGUCUCGACAGCUGCAGGAACGCAAACGGUGUGAUUUCGGUGUGAAUGCCAUCGCUGAGGAAUUUAUUGGGGACUUCCUGGUGUUGUUAUGCUCUCUCUUAGAUGCCGUCAGAUAAAAAUAAGACUUUUGAGUCUGCAAAAUGUAAGCUUCUCAUGAUCCCUUUAUUUUAGCCACAAGUUUCAUUCACUUUUAUUCCUGAUCCGUUCAAGGCCAUUCACAACUUCUCGAAACAAAGAAAAAUAUGUGACAUUUGUAGGUUAAACAAUCAAUACAGGAGUUUUAAGAUUUCUAUGUCAGGUUAGAUGCCAGACCAGUUAGUGAAUCUACAUGAACAGGUGAAUAUACUCAUGGCUACUAACAAACUAAUUAUAUUUCUAGAUUUGUUUAAAUAUAUUAUAUAAUAAAGCAUAGUUACUAAGGAGUAAGGCCUGUGAAACUCAUCAUACUGUUUUAGCCACAAUUUUUUCAGUCAUGAAUUCUAAUACAUACUGUAGUCGUUGUUUGACAGGAGUGUAAAGGUUACACCAGAGCUGCUGCAAGGACUGCUCUGUUGAUGCAUGCACCCACAGUAUAUGGACAGAUGAAUAUUCUGUCACUGUUAUUUUGGCUCUUUUUGGUUUAACUAUGUAUUUAUAGGAUGCUGUUCUAUGGAAAACCUUUUUGCACAUAACCCAUCAUUUAAUUUCUAUACUCAAGACGCCAGUAACCAAAUUAUUUGGUCUUCGUAUUGUUAUAUUUAUAGAAACAUUCAUGCAUUUGCUGUCUCAGCGAGACCGACAAGCUGACUGUAAAGUCUUGGAUUCGAGCGUUUGUUAACUUACCACCAAAGUGAUUUGGAGCUAGAGUAUCACCCAGUAGAGUCCAGACUUCCGCCAAGGGCCCGAUUUCAAUUCAAUCAAGCUGCAAUAAAUUCCGCGCAAUCAUAGAUAUCAGUUCAAUUAAUAUACCUGAUGUUAAAGAAAGUGAAAUUCCUGGAUCCGGGUUACGGUACCUAAGUGUUGGCAUACAAAUAAAGUUAAAAAAGCUAAAACGCAAGAAAUACCUCAAAUCCAAACUGUACACUAUCUUUACCUCAAAUUCCUCUUUUAAAAGAACUAAAUUGAGAUGAGUGAAAGGUUGAAGGUGAACUAUCAAUUAUUACCGCUCAGUCUGGCAUUCAGGUUCUUUAAGCUUUGGACUGCACACAUAACUGCAGCUGUGAAUUUUGCUCUUCUGAGUAUUUCCUCAGGCCACUUGCCUGAAAGUUUGUUUGAAAUAUUGUAAUAAACAAACCCUUUAACUAUC